This is a messenger RNA of Melitaea cinxia (Glanville fritillary), 2296 nucleotides long. It is a transcript of the gene Chk2, whose product is annotated as ovarian-specific serine/threonine-protein kinase Lok-like. Lineage: Eukaryota; Metazoa; Arthropoda; Insecta; Lepidoptera; Nymphalidae. Gene Ontology annotation, cellular component: cytoplasm; nucleus. Gene Ontology annotation, biological process: mitotic DNA damage checkpoint signaling; protein phosphorylation. The record is from RefSeq and is a predicted model, not a curated record. The transcript has 9 exons. Bases 155 to 1750 code for a protein of 531 amino acids. Gene Ontology annotation, molecular function: protein serine/threonine kinase activity; ATP binding; protein binding.
UUACCAGCGAGUCAAAGUAUUACUAUACUCUGUGCAGCGAGUCCAGCGACCGCUAUAAAUCAAAACUUUUUUUAGCUGAGUUUGUGAAAUUGUGAAUUUUGUUCUCCGAAAGUCCGUUACUCACGUAUUUUUGACUAUAUACACAUAUUGCAAAAUGGGAGAUGAUUUAAUUCAAGAUACAGAAAAUACUCAAACACAAACGCAAAAUUCACAAGUAGAAUGGAGUCAAACGAACACUCCAUCUUUCAUACCAAAUAUUUGGGGAAGACUUUACUCUACUAAAGUGUCCUUGUCGGGAAAAUAUUGCUGGAAAAAUAGUGCCUCGCACAACGCAGAAUAUUAUGAUCUUAUACAGCCUGAAUUUACUCUUGGAAGAGCUUUAACCUGUACCUUCCCAAUGACCAAAGAUAUCAUUAAAGAAAAUAUAAUUAAAAAUGUUAGCAAGCAACAAUUUAUAAUAAAAAGGGACUUAAGUGAAUCUCUUAAUCCUGCUAUCAUAACAGACUUGUCCCACAAUGGUACAUUCAUAAAUGGUGUAAGGAUUGGAAAAGGGAACAGCAGAGUUCUAGAUGAUAAUGAUGUUAUAUCUGUAACACAUCCUCUUGUUAAAAUUUUUUUAUUUAAAGAUCUUCUAAAAAAUGAACAAGACAAAGUACCAAAAGAAAUAUCACAAAAGUAUUAUAUUUCAAGGGUUUUAGGACAAGGAGCUUGUGGUAUUGUUAAACUUGUUUAUGACAAAACAACAUGCUCUAAAUAUGCAAUGAAAGUCAUUAAGAAGAGUAGAUUGACAAAUGGACAAAUAAAUCAUUUAAAUGAUCCAGUGAAAAUAAUGAAUGAAAUUAACAUAAUGACAGCUCUAAGACACCCAUGUAUAAUAUCUACAGAGGAGGUAUUUGAUUCUCUCGAUGCAGUGUAUAUUGUAUUAGAAUUAAUGCAAGGGGGAGAAUUGUUUGACAGAAUUUCAAAACUAGGAAGGCUGCCAGAGAGGCUCACCAAACUGUUGUUCAGACAAAUGGUUCUAGCAGUCAAGUAUCUUCACUCUCAAGGCAUUACACACAGAGACCUUAAACCUGAAAAUGUACUACUGGAGAGUAAAGAAGAUGAAACACUAGUGAAAAUCACUGACUUUGGGCUGAGCAAGUUUGUUGGCGAAGAUAGCUUUAUGAAAACUAUGUGCGGGACACCAUUAUAUUUAGCACCGGAAGUACUUCGAGCCAACGGGUUGAAAAGCUACGGUCCAGAAGUUGAUGUUUGGAGCUUGGGAGUUAUUUUAUUUAUCUGCCUUGUGGGAUACUUACCGUUUUCAUCAGAUUACAAGGAACUCUCACUUAGAGACCAGAUACUAAGUGGAAAGUAUCGUUUCUCUCAUUCUCACUGGAGAACUAUCAGUUUCGAUGCCAAGCUGCUCAUGAAAAAAAUGUUAACAGUCAGAGUUGACAGGAGAAUCACACUUGAUCAAAUUCUUAAUCAUACCUGGAUGCAGGACACUAGUGUUAUUUUGAGAACUGAACAGCUGCUUUCUCGAGUUUCGUCUGAAACAAAAUAUUAUUUGACAGAGUCAUCUCGCAAUUCAGAUGAGGAAAAUAAUAAUAUGGACAAAAUUGCUGUUUUAAAAAUAGUUGCAACUGGUAAACGGGCUCUAAGUGACACUUUUAACUCCUGUGAACCAAUCCCAAAAAAAUUGAGAGUUGAAAAUGAUCCUGAUAUUGAUGACACUGCUUCCACUAAUAGUUGCGGCUCACAUGAUUGAAAUAUCUCAAUACUCAAUGCUAGCUGGUGAUACACUAGUUUCCAAUAUUUUUUCUUUAUUUUGUACCUUCCAAUAAAUGACGGGUAUUAUUGUGUUUAUAUGAAUAGUAAUUAUUUUUAAUGGUAAAUUUUUAAAAUAUGUGGUGCCAUAUUCUAUGAUUGAUUUUAAAUUUGUGAUGAUACUACAAUGUAUGUUGUUGAUUAUCUUUUUUGUUUUUGACAUAGUAAUUUAGUUUUUACCAGUGAUUGAUGUAACUUCACUUUUUAUAAUGAAAAGUAUAGUAAAGUUCAAUGAUAAUUUUUGCGAAGGAAAAUUAUUGAUAUAUUUUUUUAAAUUAGGUGUAGUACUUCCAAAUUUAGAGAAAACAUUGUGAUAAUGUGAUAUUAAUUAUAAAUUUUAACAUUAAGAAAUAUAAUGAUGUAAGAUUAACUCUUACAUUGCUCCAACCCACCAAUUGUGCCAUGUUUUUAUCAUGUUACUUUGUCCAUAUGAUGUUUUUAUGACAGAGGGUCAUUGUUGUACAAUAAAACAGUCAUGAAAAAUAAA